Messenger RNA from Leptopilina boulardi, 621 nucleotides. Its product is annotated as probable salivary secreted peptide. The record is from RefSeq and is a predicted model, not a curated record. The coding region runs from base 167 to 556 and encodes 129 amino acids. The transcript has 2 exons. Lineage: Eukaryota; Metazoa; Arthropoda; Insecta; Hymenoptera; Figitidae.
AUUAAAUACGAGGAAAUAAAUGAUAAAUUGAAAAGUUAUUACAUGAUCCAUAUAUUUGCGAUAAGAUAGAUAAGAUAUUUUUAUAAAACUGCAAUCAACUAGAACUGAGUCAGUCAUAAAUUGGUAGAAUUUUAGUCAGAAUUGUGAAACUUUUUACCUUUCUAAAAUGUUGUCAUUAAAAUCUGUGAUAAUAUUUACAUUUACGAUAAGUAUUGCACUGGCAUGGAAUUUAAAGUCACAAGAAACAAAUCUAAAAGGCAAAGUUCCUGGACAUGACAUGAUUGUCGGUUCACGUCUUCCUGGUGACAAAGUGAUUCAUAAGGAAAAUAUUGUAAAAUCUGGAAAAUGGUUACGAGUAGUUGAACUCACUAAAACAAUAAAUACCAUUAAAGGAACAAAAAUCACUCAAAUUAUAGCAAAAGAUUUAGAAACCGAUGGCAAUGGUGGUUAUGUAAAAGUAACAAAUGGAGGUCCAUCAUUUUCUGAUGUCACUAUGAAAUUCACUAGUCAAAGAAGUUAUGGAAUUAAUUUUUCUCUUGAAAUUUACGGUCGAUAAAAAUCUAAUAUAAUUUGUAAAUCAAAAAAUUGAUUAAUAAAUUUAUAUUAAAAAAUUUUAAUAAA